This is a messenger RNA of Mus caroli (Ryukyu mouse), 2854 nucleotides long. It is a transcript of the gene P2rx5, whose product is annotated as purinergic receptor P2X 5. Lineage: Eukaryota; Metazoa; Chordata; Mammalia; Rodentia; Muridae. Gene Ontology annotation, cellular component: plasma membrane. The record is from RefSeq and is a predicted model, not a curated record. Gene Ontology annotation, biological process: calcium ion transmembrane transport; response to ATP. Gene Ontology annotation, molecular function: ATP binding; extracellularly ATP-gated monoatomic cation channel activity; purinergic nucleotide receptor activity.
CCCCACCGGGUUCCUCUCGAGAGAGUCCCGUGGGAGGAGGUAGGGGCGGGCGAGACGCCUUGGAAAGCACCUUCCCCUUCUUCCUCGCCUCCGCACACAGCCAGUGGCUGGAGGCACAGCCCGGUGGUGUCACCGUGUCAGCGGAGACGGCUUCAUCCCAGGCUGGGCGCUCGCCGCAGUCAGGCUCUCCGCAGCAGCAGGAUCCUCCUGGCCGCGCUGUGCUCGCGCCCGGGUCUGCGCGUCUGCUCUCCAGCUCAUGCCCUUUGGAGCCGCGCACCCCGGGACUGCGGCAGCGCACACAGAGUGCUCAGUUGGCUGCGGGGCAGCUGGAGGCGGCGGCGGUGGCCAAAGUGAGCUGGAGGCAUGGGCCAGGCGGCCUGGAAGGGGUUCGUGUUGUCUCUGUUCGACUACAAGACAGCAAAGUUCGUGGUAGCCAAGAGCAAGAAGGUGGGGCUGCUCUACCGGGUGCUGCAGCUCACCAUCCUGUUGUACUUACUCAUAUGGGUGUUUCUGAUAAAGAAGAGUUAUCAGGACAUUGAUACUUCCCUGCAGAGUGCUGUGGUCACCAAAGUCAAGGGGGUGGCCUAUACCAACACCACGAUGCUUGGAGAACGGCUCUGGGAUGUGGCAGACUUUGUCAUUCCGUCUCAGGGGGAGAACGUUUUCUUCGUGGUCACCAACCUGAUCGUGACUCCUAACCAGCGGCAGGGCAUCUGUGCUGAGCGUGAGGGCAUCCCUGAUGGCGAGUGUUCAGAGGACACCGACUGUCACGCUGGGGAGUCUGUUGUAGCGGGGCACGGACUGAAAACUGGUCGCUGUCUACGGGUGGGGAACUCUACCCGGGGCACCUGUGAGAUCUUUGCUUGGUGCCCAGUGGAGACAAAGUCCAUGCCAAUGGAUCCCCUCCUGAAGGACGCAGAAGGCUUCACCAUUUUCAUAAAGAACUUUAUUCGCUUCCCCAAGUUCAACUUCUCCAAAGCCAAUGUGCUAGAAACAGGCGACAAACAUUUCCUGAAAACCUGUCACUUCAGCUCCACCAAUCUCUACUGCCCCAUCUUCCGACUGGGGUCCAUUGUUCGCUGGGCAGGGGCUGACUUCCAGGACAUAGCCCUGAAGGGCGGUGUGAUAGGAAUCCACAUUGAAUGGGAUUGUGACCUUGAUAAAGCUGCCUCCCACUGCAACCCACACUAUUAUUUCAACCGUCUGGACAACAAACACACACAAUCCAUCUCCUCUGGGUAUAACUUCAGGUUUGCCAGGUAUUACCGUGACCCUCAUGGGGUAGAGUUCCGUGACCUGAUGAAAGCAUAUGGCAUCCGCUUUGAUGUGAUAGUUAAUGGCAAGGCGGGAAAAUUCAACAUCAUCCCCACAGUCAUCAACAUUGGUUCUGGGCUGGCGCUCAUGGGUGCUGGGGCUUUCUUCUGUGACCUGGUACUUAUCUACCUCAUCAGAAAGAGCGAGUUUUACCGAGACAAGAAGUUUGAGAAAGUGAGGGGUCAGAAGGAGGAAGAUAAUGUUGAGGUUGAGGCCAACGAGAUGGAGCAGGAGCUGCCAGAGGACAAGCCACUGGAGAGGGUUCAUCAGGACGAGCAGGCCCUGGAACUGGCCCAGAGUGGCAGGAAGCAGAAUAGCAACUGCCAGGUGCUCUUCGAGCCUGCCAGAGAAAAGCGACAGGCCAUGCCUGCCAGAGUUCCUGACUGCCUUCUCUCUGCCUCUGUGUGCAUCCCUCCCUCAAGGUCUGGCCUCCAGGAGAAUGCCUUCGUGAACAUGAAGCCAUCACAGAUCUUGCAAACAGUGAAGACGUAGCCAGAGCUCUUGGCAGGGAACAGAGUCAAAGAUGUCUGGGCCAGGACAGGCCAAGGCUCUGAACUGGGGAGAGGCAUCUCGGUGGUGCCGGCUCAGGAUGAGGCUUCUGAGAACAGGUCCUUCAACUCCACCCAGCUUGGGUGGGAUCCUGCUGCAAGAUUUCAUGGAAGGCUUCCUGGUGGCCAAAGCAGCUCAGGAUGCAGGAAGGAGGCCUUGGGGCAGGCCCUCAGGGAAGGGGCAGGCCCUCAGGGAAGGGGCAGGCCUGGGGUUUCAGUGGUGGGUUUCUGUUCCUGACUCUGAGCCCAGCUGGACAUUUAUUUAUUUAUACAGGCAGUACACAUUUAUUGGUGCAUGCUGCACUUUAGUCCUAUCUGAGAGACUUAAAGGCUAUGCUGACCUGGCCCUAGGGUAGGGGGCACAGGGGGCACACAAGUUAACUCUCACCAGAGACGUCAUAGUCAACCCAGCCAGCCUGGCCUUCCUCCAGUCUCUAGCCAAGUCUUUGACAAGUCCCUGCAGAGAAAGAUGGCUGCUCAGAAAAAGCUGUUGGAUGACAUCCAGGGGACACUUAGCUCCACCCCCAGAUGUAACAAGUAAAGCUGGCCAAGGAGGCACCUGGAAAAAAGCUUAAGGGGAGAGCAAACACCCAGGGCUCCUAGUAAGACUGGGGAAGGAAGGCAAGCCAGCCACUACCGGAAGCCUAGCGUGGCUCUGGAAACUGACUUACUUGCCCAGGUGAGACAUGGACUUGUUUGUGUGGUUCAGCACUUGCUGUUUGGUUGGUGCUGGGAGUACCUGUCUGACUUCCUUCCUGCUCUCAGAAGCCCAGCCUUGAUGUGCUAAUGAGAUAAAGGAUAAUUUUCACUGAAAAGCUGUUUCUGACCUGUGCCCCAGUUCCUUAUUCCACUGCAUCUCAUUUCAUGGAACCCAAAGUGGGGUCCAUGGACCAGCAUCCAUGCUCCAGAGAGCCUGACAAAAGUGCAGGGCUGCAGGCCUCUCUCCUUAAUCCUUCCCUUAUGAGUUUCUUCAAGUUCCAAAGUGACUUGCA